This is a messenger RNA of Camelina sativa (false flax), 677 nucleotides long. NCBI's taxonomy places the organism in Eukaryota, Viridiplantae, Streptophyta, Magnoliopsida, Brassicales, Brassicaceae. The record is from RefSeq and is a predicted model, not a curated record.
CGAUCUGGACAGAGAAUUCAAUAUGCCAAAACAAAGUCAGAUGUGGUUGCCAAGGCGGAUGGUACAUUUGUUCCUCGCGAGAAGAGAAAAAGACAUGAGGAGAGAGCAGGAGGCAAGAAAAAGAAAGACCAGCACCAUGAUUCCGCACAGAUGGGCAUGGCCAACUCAGCCUAUCCAAGUGUCUAUGGAACUGCACCUCCUCUUUCGCAAGUACCAUACCCUGCUGGUGUUAAACCCAUUCUCCCCGAGGCACCAGCUCCGCCAAAUAACAUCCUCUUUGUCCAAAACCUUCCUCACGACACAACUCCAAUGAUGAUUCAGAUGUUCUUCUGCCAGUACCCAGGGUUUAAGGAGGUUAGGAUGGUUGAAGCCAAACCGGGAAUCGCCUUUGUGGAGUAUGCAGAUGAGAUGCAGUCAACGGUCGCAAUGCAGGGACUUCAAGGUUUCAAGAUUCAGCAGGACCCGAUGCUCAUCACGUAUGCUAAGAAAUAGACAAAGUUCGUUUGAUCUCUGGUUUCAAUGAGAUGUUUGUAUCUGUCAAUGUACUUCUUCUAUGGUUUGUGCAAGAAGGAGAAUUGUUUUUGUUGUAGAAUAGAUUAUUACAAUCGUCUAACUUAAUAGUUUUUUUUUCUUUUUCAUCUAAACAAAUAAGCAUCUUGAUUCGGUGUUUGUCUAGC